This is a messenger RNA of Dovyalis caffra, 258 nucleotides long. The record is from the annotation of a GenBank genome assembly. NCBI's taxonomy places the organism in Eukaryota, Viridiplantae, Streptophyta, Magnoliopsida, Malpighiales, Salicaceae.
AUGGCUAAGUUCACCAUUAUAAUAGCCACCUUCACUGCCCUCCUCCUCCUCCUCGACGCCUCUAUCUACCGGACGGCCACGUUGGUCGUAGACGAAGAAAACCCGAGGCACACAAGGGAGGCCUGCUGGAAGCAAAUAGAGCGGCAACAGAAUCUCAGGGACUGCCAGCAGUAUAUCACGCAAGAAUUUAAUCACAGGGCUUCUGGGCCCUCCAUGACCGAAGGCCAAGCCGACUCUUUGACAGUUGGUUGCAAGUAG